UGUUCUUACAUCUAAUACAUCGACAAGAGAUAAGAGCUGACCUAAAAGAAGUGUUUUUGAAUCAGACGAUCAAUGACCCGAGUGGACUCACGGCUCUGGUAGUGUAGUAGCUUAAUAAAAGUCCUCGGACCAGCUGUCUGAGUUGGUACAAUGGACCUUAAGAAAAAGGUCAUAGAGCGCUUAAGUAAAUGCACUGUUGGAGAGGAGUCACUGCCUUUACCUGCCCUGACCAAAGCUUCAGUGCUGAUUCCUCUGUUCGUGAGAGAAGGGAAGCUACAGGUGCUGAUGACCGUGCGCUCCACUGAACUCAAACACAAUGCAGGAGAGGUGUGCUUUCCUGGGGGGAAGUCUGACAGAAAUGAUCGAGAUGAAAUUGACACUGCCUUAAGAGAGGCAGAGGAGGAGAUUGGCCUUCCUCCUGAUGGAGUAGAAGUAGUUUGCAGACUCAUUCCAGUCUUGAAUCAGAGGGGACUUCUGGUGACCCCUGUGGUGGGUUUCAUUAGCGAGUCUUUCCAAGCCCGUCCAAACCCAGCUGAAGUGAGUGAUGUGUUCUCUGUUCCUCUGGAGUUUUUCUUGAAGAAUACUCAUCACUCGGCCUAUCCUGUACCCAACGUAGGUGGCAUGACGCACAGUUUCAUCUUCACUGACCCUCUUACAGACAAGAUCCAUCAAAUCUGGGGAUUAACAGCAGCUCUGACUAUACUGUUGGCUGUUUUAGUGUUUGAGAGGAAACCAGAGUAUGAGGUUGGCUUUGAUGUGGACAAUCCAAUCAGAAACUUUCGACGUGAACUUCAACACAGGCUUAGCAAGUUAUGAGUACACAGGAAGGUCUUCUAGGCACAGAAUAAGGCUGAUCCUGGACUAAAUUACAGAGUGAGAAUGUAAAUGGUAUAAAAUAAUUAUUCUCUAUGUUAAAAUUAGCAGUGGCCAGAAAACUAUACUGAACUUAACUACGCUGAACUUCAGAACUUUAGAACUCAAGCAGUGCUAAUUGUAGCUUCCAUCAGUCCUGAUAGUAGCAUUUUAUUGCUAAGGUCCACUGAGAGAAUUUUUUGUGAUGUUAACAAAAUAUUAAGUAAAAUGUAUCAUAUGUAAAGGUAAUAGGUGUGGAAAGCAGCAUGCUAAUGAGAAGAAUGUACAACAAGCAAGGAAGCCAGUGUGACUGUAUGUCAAGGCUUACUGUGUUUUACAAAAGAAAAGAUAACUUGAAUAAAAGUGAGCUUUGAAUUGUUAAUCAUUUUGAUGUAUUCUGCAUCAAAAAUACUGAUCAUUACUAAAGGUUUAGGAAUAUAACAGUGUGCCAGCUACAGAGUUUCCUGAUACCUCACUGAAAACUCACAUGUCUGUGACUGAGAUUCACUGCAGAAGAUGAAGGUCUGAUACCAGUAAGUUCCUCUAAAGGACGUUCCAAAUAAAAUCUAAACCAAUGUAAAAUUGAAUUUGUGAUGUAUAUUGUCUUGUUUUUUUUUUCUUGUCUGAAAAAAGUAGAUUUUAGCAUUACUUUGUCCUCUGUACUUUUAUUAGCAACUACUUCACAUCUGCUAUUUCUGUCCAUUAGGGUUUACAUUGUGAAACAGUAUCAAGCCUUUUUUUGUGACAUAUUUACCAUGCUUUUCCUGUCAGUAUUGGCUCUUUCUGGUGCUUUCGCAGUGUAGCUGUAGGCACUAGGAGCAGGUGGACUCCCGCCAGCCAACCUCUGCUUAAUCAGAGAGCAAGGCUGUCUCAGCAGCUCCCUGCAAAUGGAUGGAUAACUAUUCAUCACUUACACUGGCAUCACAGCAGCAGCACGAUGAAACAAAUUUGCUUUCACUCUCUCAUGAAUAACCUCCCAGCAGUUUUUCAUACACAUAAAAAGGCUUGUAAAUCUGUCCAAAGUAAAUCGUAGGGGUGUGUACAUACAGUAUGUGAAUGUUAAUGUGGGUUUGUGGGCCACUAGAGGGCACAGCAACAUUGGAAUUACACUUACAGUGUCUUAACCAUGGAUUUCAAAACAGGUCAGUGUAGUAUGAUUGUAGGUUUGAUAUGUUAAUACAUUUAUUAACAGAUACUACUAGUAAUGUGUAGGGGUAUAAUGAUACAUUCUUCAGGUUCACUGUUUUUUAUUCUGAGGUUAAGAUUCUGUUUGAUUUUUGAUGUGUUAAAAAUGUCUUGAUUCUAAAGAGCUCUAGUUAUACACAUCACAGGAAAAUAAAGUUUUAUUUCACAGCAGAAGACUA
Molecule: messenger RNA, 2216 nt
Organism: Colossoma macropomum (tambaqui)
Lineage: Eukaryota; Metazoa; Chordata; Actinopteri; Characiformes; Serrasalmidae
Gene: nudt7
Product: nudix (nucleoside diphosphate linked moiety X)-type motif 7
Exons: 3
Coding region: 151-816 (221 amino acids)
Biological process (GO): coenzyme A catabolic process
Molecular function (GO): acetyl-CoA hydrolase activity; coenzyme A diphosphatase activity
Source: RefSeq, a predicted model, not a curated record